Messenger RNA from Tachyglossus aculeatus (Australian echidna), 1626 nucleotides. It is a transcript of the gene B3GNT9, whose product is annotated as UDP-GlcNAc:betaGal beta-1,3-N-acetylglucosaminyltransferase 9. The coding region runs from base 365 to 1564 and encodes 399 amino acids. Gene Ontology annotation, molecular function: hexosyltransferase activity. The record is from RefSeq and is a predicted model, not a curated record. NCBI's taxonomy places the organism in Eukaryota, Metazoa, Chordata, Mammalia, Monotremata, Tachyglossidae. The transcript has 2 exons. Gene Ontology annotation, cellular component: membrane.
GCACUGGGAGGCCUCUGGAGCUGCCGCCGCUCCCAUGGACCAUCCCCCUGCCAACACUGCACACACAGACCCACACACACUCGCACACAUCCUGGGAUCCGAGCCGCCACUUGGUGCGGCCCCUCGCUCUCCAGCCUCACGUCCCCCCAUGCAUGUUCUGGGAAACCCUGGUGGGCUCGGGCCACUCCGGUGGGAGGCCCAGGACAGCUGAAGCUGAGUGGAGCCAGAUGUGCCUGCUCGGCCAGCCGCGGAUGCCCCGUUCCCAAGGUGACCCGGGUUCCCCCCUGCCAGCCAACAUGGCUGGGGCUAGCUGGCCGAGGGACGUGGGCAGCGCCUGAUCUGGGCUCUUGGACGUCCAGGAACCAUGAGGCGGUGGCGGUGGCUGCGGCUCCGGGGGGACGUGUUCUGCACCCUGCUCCUGGGGGCCACACUCUGUGGCCUCCUCUACUUCCAGCUGGAACUGGGGGCCCCGGGCCCCAGCCUGCCCAAAGCUCGCCCAAAAGCGUCUGCGCCGCCAAGGGUCUUCUCCCAGGCCGGUCCGGAGGCGGAAGGGCGGGUUGGGGCCUGGGGGUCCCUGCUUCAUUACGAGGCCGACACGCCAGAGCCCCCCACUCCCCCGGACCCAUUUGACUUCGAUCAGUACCUGCGUGACAAGGACCGGCGUGACUUCGACCUGCUCAUCAACCAGCCGCACAAGUGCCAGGGCUUGCCCUCCAGGGGGCCCGACCUCCUCAUCGCCGUCAAGUCGGUGAUGGAGGACUUUGGGCGGCGGGAGGUGGUGCGCCAGACAUGGGGCCGGGAGGGGCUGGUGCGCGGGGCGUGGGUGCGCCGGGUCUUUCUGCUGGGGGUGCCCCGGCCCGGGGUGGCGCCGGGCUCCUGGGAGAGCCUGCUGCAGCAGGAGAGCGGGGCCUACGGGGACAUCCUCCUCUGGGCCUUCCAGGACACCUUCUUCAACCUGACCCUCAAAGAGCUGCACUUCCUGGCCUGGGCCGACACCUACUGCCCCGCCGCCCACUUUGUUUUCCAAGGUGACAUUGAUGUCUUCGUUCAUGUGGAGAACCUGCUGACCUUCCUGGAGCCCCGGGACCCGUCCCGGGCCCUGCUAGUCGGGGAUGUGAUCUUGGAUGCGCAGCCCAUCCGGGCCCGGAACAGCAAGUACUACAUCCCCAAGAAAGUGUACGGGCUGGGGGUAUACCCGGCCUACGCGGGUGGCGGGGGCUUCCUGCUCUCCGGAGCCGCCGUGCACCAGCUGAGCCGGGCCUGCCGCGAGGUAGAGCUCUUCCCCAUUGACGACGUCUUCCUGGGCAUGUGCCUGCAGCGCAUUGGCCUGCGGCCCGAGCCCCACAGCGGCUUCCGGACCUUCGGCAUCCCGCGGCCCUCGGCUGCCCCGCACCUCCAGCCCUUUGACCCCUGCUUCUACCAGGACCUCAUGGUCGUGCACAGCCUGACGGGAGCCGAGAUCUGGCUCAUGUGGCAACUGCUGCACGGGCCCCCGCUGGACUGUGCGCGGCGGGGGCGUGUCCAGGAGCCCUUUCGUUGGGUCGGUGGGAAAGGGGCCGCUUAGUGUCUGGAAGCUGAGCUUGGGGGUGGAGGUUGGGGUGCUCUGACUCCAGAGCGGAGCUCCCU